Paramecium octaurelia is the source of this 3313-nucleotide messenger RNA. The record is from the annotation of a GenBank genome assembly. Lineage: Eukaryota; Ciliophora; Oligohymenophorea; Peniculida; Parameciidae.
AUGAACUACGAUGUUAGGACUAUUGGUGAUUAUGAAGUGCAUAUUACUAAAUGUAUUGGGUAAGGAAGUUAUGGAAAGGUCUAUGAUGGAAGAAUAAUCAGUUAAAAUAGAAUAAUAUGUGUCAAGGUAUUGAAAAUGAAAUGAGAGUAGGUUUUACAUUUGACAGAAGAGAAAAGAUAAAUGUUUCUAAGAGAAGUCGAAAUUCUUGAGGAAAUUAAGAAGGUUACUCAUCCUAAUAUUGUCAAAAUUUAUCAUUUAGCAGAGUAGAAUUAAAAAAUAUAUAUUUUCAUGGAAAAGUGUAAAGAGAACCUUGAACAAUAAAUUCAGAAACAGAAAAAGUAGAAUUAAUCAUUUUCAGUUGAUUAAGUGCUCUUUAUUGCAAAAUAAAUCUGCAGAGGAUAUAAUGAAUUAAGAAAGAAAAAUAUAAUCCACAGAGAUAUAAAGCCUGAAAAUAUUUUAUUAGGAGAGGAUGGAUAAUAUAAAGUAUUUUCUUUUUAAACUUAGAUUAGUGAUUAUGGGUUGAGUAAAUAUUAAAAUGCUAGUGAAUCUACAUUGAGACAAACUUAAUUAGGAACACCUUUAUUUGUAUCACCAUAAGUAUUGUUUAUAGGGAUAUAUUCAAAUAAAGCAGAUCUCUUUAGUGUAAUCUUCAUAUCUAAAUUAGCUUGGAUUGACUAUUUAUUACAUUACUUUUUAAGAACCUAUAUUCAAAAUAAAAACCUUAGGGGAAUUAUCGAAUGAACUCAACAAAAUUAGAAAGGGAUUGAGCUUACCAUAAAUCAAAAAUCAGGGAGAUUAAAAUUCAAAGCGAUAUUUAGAAAUCUUUUUAAAAAAAACAAUUGCAUAUGAGGAAGAAGAAAGACUAAGUUGGGAUGAAAUCUCUAGAUAUUUAGAAGAAAAAAAUCAAAAUUCAUUAAUCUUUAAUGCACCACCAGAACAAGAUAGUAACAAAAACAAAGAUACUUUGGGAAUUAAUUUACAAAGAAUGAGGCAAAAUGAUGCUGAUUCUGUCAUUUAUUCUAUUAAACCUACCAAGUAGGAAACAACAUAAACUUUAGAAUAAUAGCCACUAGAACCUUAUAUUUUUAUAAAAAACACUAAUUAGGAUUCUCAAAAUAUCUCUUAAAGAUUCUAAUAAAACCUAUAGAUCAAAUAAAAUUAAGAUUAAAAUGGUCGUUAAAUCCAGGAUUAAAAUUAAAUUAUAGACAAUUUAUAACUUCCACAGCAACAAUGUUUAGAAACUCGACUCAAUCAUCCAUAAAUAAGUCUAUUUCAAGUGUAAGAUACUCAAAAAGAUGUUAUAAUUUCCGACGUUUGCGAUUCUUAGUUUGAUUAAUCCAAAGAAAAUAAUUAUUUAAAACAAAAUAAUAAUCCUAAUAUUAUCAAGCAAAAUAUAAGUAGUUCAUAAUACACUUAAGAAAUAAUAUUUCGUAGGGAUUUCCAAGAAAGUUAAGAUAUAUCGGUUGUUCCUCAAAAUAACUAUGAUGAUGGAUUAAAUAUAGGUUAUGACAAUGAUUCAUAUAACUCUGCAAAUCAUGCACAACAAUAAAUUAUUUUCUUAAAUUACCCUGAUUAAUUACAGAAUUAAAUACCUUAGGUAUUCAAAUAUGAGAGAAGAAGUGAUUGCAAAGAUUUUUUUAUAAAAAAUAAUUAAGAACCUUCAGAAUCUAUAAUUAAUUUUAACAACAUAGAUCCCUAUGAAGAUGAAAAUUACUGUUAAAUCUAAAAUCAAUUAUCAGUCUCAAAGUAGAAUAAUUAAUAAUUUGAUGAAUAAAAUUGCUCUAUUAACUAUAAUGCAGAUGGGAAAAAUAAUCAAUUAUAUGAUUUGGAUAAUCAAUUAUCACUUAAUCACAUAGACUCUUAAAGUGAAGUGAUAUCAGAAUCUUAUAAAUUAUCAGAGACAACUUAAAGGGAUUGCUUAAACACUUAAAAUAAGCUUCAGUAAACUUCAAAUUCUGAAUUAUUUGAAGAUGAAGAUACUUUCAAUUAAAGUCUAAAAGCCAAAAGUUCCAUACGUUCAUAAUUUCAAUCUCAAACCUAGUAACCAAAUCAAAUUCCCUAGAUUAAAUUCUCUUCUACAAAUAAGAUUUAAUCAACCUGUCCUUCAGAUAUGAUACCUUAAAAUAAAAUCAGUAACUAGACCACUAAUUUAGCCUAAUUCAAAUAUGUAAAAUAAAAUGAAUAAGCUUAAUAUGGAUAAUAAAUAGGAUUGAACACUUAAGAAAUUCAAUCUUAGAAUCUAUAGAAGGAGAGAGGCUUUUAAAAAAAAAUCCAAAAUUUCAAUAAACAAGGAAAUAAUACUUCAUAUUAAUACAACCAAUCAAAAGCCUAAGAAUUUUAGAAUUAAAAUGGCGUUUAAAAAAUUGAACUCUCAAACAAAAUUGUAGAAUUUAGCAGUUCUAAUGACACCCAACCUGAAAAUUAAUAUUUAAAUUAGUAAUAGAUGAUUUCAAAUUAAAAUGAUAAAAUCUAAAAUGGAAAUUAAAAUGGUAUUUUAGAAUAAGGUUAAGGAGUUGCUAGAUAGAAAAUUAGACUAGUAAAAAAAGUAGAUGUUUCCCAGUAAACAUAACCACUGUAACAAGUGUUUUAGAUAAUAUUGGCAAAGAUUAGAUUGGCUGAAAAUGUUUUUAAUUCCUACCAAGUCUUUAGGUAUGAUAAUUUAUUAUAACAUAGAACAAAUCUAAAAUUCUAAAAGUUUACAAAACAAUUUGAAAUUCUCAAUUACCUUUUACAUUACUACUAAUAUGCAUUGAUAGCAAAUAUAAGAUUACUUUUAAAGAAUGAUAAAGGUUUAAAGGAAUGUUAUUUACUAAAAGAAUUAGAUCAAUAUAUUGUUGCUGGUUAAAUUGUAGAUUAUUAAAAGUCAAAUUAAAAAUAAAUAAAUGAAAUAAACGAAAUCUAUUAAGAAAAACUUUAGAUUUCAACAGUAAAUUUAUUAUUUUUAAUAUUAGUAAGCAUCCAAAGACUUUCAAGAUUUUCUUGAUAGUAGAGUCAAUAAUGGAGAUAUGUUGGAUGUGAUUAGAUUCAUUGAGGAGGGAAAGUUCUUUAGGUAUAUUUCUUACAUUGAAUUAUAUGAAAAGUACUUUAAAUAGAUAUUCAUUAAAUUUAAUAGUGGCUUGAAUUAUACAGAAUUGUUAAAGUAAAGAUUAGUUUAAACUAGAUUUUUUGGAUAUUCGAUUAAAUUUAUAAAGAUUGAUAAAGAAUUCCCAAUUCAAAAUUUUAAAAUUAUUGAUCCUAAGUAAAUCGAUUACAUGACAGACAGUUUAGAAACGUUGUAAGAGUUCAUAUAGAGUUAUAUGAAUGUAAAAUGAGG